Messenger RNA from Daktulosphaira vitifoliae (grape phylloxera), 2204 nucleotides. It is a transcript of the gene Arpc4, whose product is annotated as actin-related protein 2/3 complex subunit 4. Gene Ontology annotation, cellular component: actin cytoskeleton; Arp2/3 protein complex. Gene Ontology annotation, biological process: actin filament polymerization; Arp2/3 complex-mediated actin nucleation. Gene Ontology annotation, molecular function: actin filament binding. The record is from RefSeq and is a predicted model, not a curated record. NCBI's taxonomy places the organism in Eukaryota, Metazoa, Arthropoda, Insecta, Hemiptera, Phylloxeridae. The transcript is spliced from 2 exons. The coding region runs from base 231 to 737 and encodes 168 amino acids.
UUAAUUUUUUUUUAACAUACCGAAGUAAAAUUUUGCUGUUUAAGAGUCCACUUGACCCAUUAAAAAUUUCUAGGUCGUGUAUUUUCUUUUAAAUAGCCAUUUCUUAGGUAAAACUUGUGUAAAUAUAUUUUAUUACUUAAUAUUUCUUAUGAUUUAGAUUCUUGUGCCUUAAAAGAAAUUAGCGUAGUCAAUCGUAUUCGAGUAAAACCCUGAAUUAUUGAGCUGCUAUAAUGGCGACAACUUUAAAACCAUAUUUAUCUGUAGUAAAACAUACAUUAGAUGCUGCCAUAUGUAUAAGUCAAUUUUACUCACAAGUUGUUGAGCGUCAUAGUAAACCAGAAAUUGAAAUGCAAACUAAUAGAGAAUUAAUUUUGACACCAGUACUAAUAAGUCGCAAUGAACGUGAACGUGUAUAUAUUGAAAGCUCAAUUAAUUCUAUACGUGUUAGUAUAGCUAUAAAACAAUGUGAUGAAAUAGAAAGAUUACUUUGUGAUAAGUUUACUAGAUUUAUGAUGAAAAGGGCUGAGAACUUUUUCAUUUUAAGAAGGAAACCUAUUGCUGGUUAUGAUAUUACAUUUUUAAUUACCAAUGUUCACGUAGAACAAAUGUACAGGAACAAAUUGAUUGAUUUCAUAAUACGAUUUAUGGAAGAAAUUGAUAAAGAGAUAAGUGAAAUGAAGUUGGCUAUAAAUGCAAGAGCACGUAUUUGCUCAGAAGAAUUUUUGAAACAUUUUUAAUUAAAAAUUGUAAAUUUUUUUUUUAUAAAAUAAUUUUUGAUACUAUAAAACGUUGUAAACAAACCUAUAUUUGUAGUUAUAAUAAGUUUAAGCUAUAAAUAAUAUAAUAAUAUCUAAAAAAAAUUACUGAAAAGAAUUAGUCAAUUAUAAAUAAUUAUUUUAGACAUUUUCUUUUUAUGUUCAUUUGCUUUGUUAUAAUAAUUUUAUAACUUAAUAAUUUUUAACUACUUCUGAUGUAUAAUUUAUGAUGAUUUAAAUAUAAAAAUUUUGGUUUAAAUAAUAACCUAGCUAUUAAUAAAUUAAUUUUUGUUAAUGUUAUGUUUUUUAAUUUAAUUUAUUUUUAAAUUAGUAGUAUCCCACACAUUGGGGUAAAUAUUACCCUUUGGAUUUAUUUUUUUUAUUUUAAUUUUAAAAUAAGCAUUUAUUUUUACAAUUUUAUGUAUUUUAUUAUAUAAAUAUUUUCAAUUUUGUUAUUUUAUAUUCAGUAUUUUAAUAUUAUUUUAAACUAUCAUAAUUUAUUGUUACAAUACCAUUCUUUAAAAUACCGAACUGAAAAAAUUAAAUUUUUAUUAAUUUAAAGAAUAUUAUUUAUACUUAAUAUCUGAGUUGACUUUGCCAAUUAGGUUCAUAGUUAAUAUUUUAUUUAUUAUGUUAAGUUUACCAUUCAUUUUAUGAACUGUUUAAUCUAGUUGAUAUUUUUAAUUGAAAUUAGUAUUGAAUAUGAUAACAGUUCAAUAAUAACAAAGUUUUGAUCAAAAACAAAAUUAACUUAAUAAAAAAUGGUUUCAAUUUUUUUAAAUAUAAUAAAUUUCAAUUAUAUUAUUACUAAAAACUGAAUUAGUUUUGAAAUUUAAAUUAAUAUAAUUCAUACGUAUUUUUUUUACUUAUCUAUAGUUUUUAUCUAUAAGCUUCAUUUAUAAUAGUUACACCUUCUAUUAAAUAAAAAUACAGUUCAUGACUAACAACACAAGGGCUAUUUUAAGCUUCAGAAUGCUAAAAAAUUGUAAUUUUGUAUUAUUACUGAUUUAAAAUUUGUAAUUUAAUAAGUGUUAAAACAUGUAAUUUUACAUAUCUUAUAUUACAAUAUCUUUAAUAAUGAUGAAAAAUUAAUAAUAUCCUCAUUAAUGAUAUUAAUGAUCUGGCAAACUAAUAUGAUUUUAAGUCCACUUUCGGUAAACAUUAUCAUUACAAUAAUAUUAUUUGAAAACAAUAUUUGACAUUUAUUUUUUAAGAGACAUAAAUAAUGAACUUAUGUUUUGAUAUAUUUAGUUUGACCCAAAUUAAAAUAAUUUUUUAUAACUAUUUUAAGGACAUUUGUGAUUUAAACCAUAAGUAGUACUAAGAAAAACUACUGUUGAUCUUGAUCUGUAGAAAUAUUGGACUAAUACUAGCAAGUAUAAGACUAAAAUAUUAAAUUCAAAAUUACAAUUUAAAUUAUACGUGCAAAUACAAGACAUGAAUUAUUUU